Messenger RNA from Salmo salar (Atlantic salmon), 7127 nucleotides. Lineage: Eukaryota; Metazoa; Chordata; Actinopteri; Salmoniformes; Salmonidae. The record is from RefSeq and is a predicted model, not a curated record.
GCCACCUCCAGUCUCGCAAUAACAUCUUGUGACUACAGAGAUACACAGACAAUGACUCAGCACAAAAUACACACGUCCGCACACACACAAACCCAUCCCAGAGGGCUGGGUCAGCGAAACAAAGAACACACUCAUGGACCAAUGGGGAGUCGACACCGACCCGAGACCAGAUCGUCACUCCACUCAUCGACCAGUCAGGAGGACGAAUCUACAAAACUCAACAUACGUCAUUACAUUACAAUCAUGUUGUAUAAAACAGAUGCACAUUAUGUUUCGGGGCUCUUCCGCUAGUUCCCUAAGAGCUAAACGAACGAGUCCGUGCACGUUUUGCCAAAUAUCUUUGUCUCUUAAUAAAGCUGCCUUACUAUAAUUGAAUCCACCCGGUCCAGCGUCUUGACUUGGUCUCCUUCUCAAGUAACUGAUCAUCAACAAAACUUGGUAGCAGAGGAUGGUUUCAUACUUCUGAAUUCGGUCCAUAAAUGGUUGAUGUGAGAGGAGACAAGUCCAGGACAAUCUUGUAGGACGGGUGACCUGUCCGCAGGAGCCAUCGGCGAUUCUACUUGCCCCGGGAAACUGAUCAACGAGCUCGACAAAAAAAAAAAGGUAAUCAGAGCCUGUUAAAACAAAAUCUGCAUAUUGUAUUAUAGUCUUAUCCAAAUUUUGAUCAGAAGUACUGGGCGUGAGUAUGAAUUACUGUUAAAAUUCUAUGAAAUUAUAUUGACAAACGUUAAGGCUGAGUACAAGGAUAUUUUUGGUAAUAGGCCUGAUACCAAGUAGCAUCAGUAGAAACUGGGAUUGGUACAAAUGUAUUCCGUGAGAUUAUGACCAUCCACAGUGGCGUGUGGAUAGGAGACAUUAAUACAAAGUCGGGUACAUAAGAGUGAAAUAGAGAGAUCGUGUGUGACUCCCCUGUUAAAUUAAAAGCCUGUGUGGCGCAACAUUGAUAGAAUAUAUCUGCUAACUAGGGAAGGCUUACUGGAAUAGCUAACCAGAAGAGAACGCCCAGUUAAAUGCGGAUGGAUAAAGUAAGAUAACUUAAUUUAAUAACCCUGUUAAUUUCAUGGCCGACUGAGGCGGCGAGGAGUUUAGAGCAUCCGACUAUAGUGGGAUGACUUGGGAAAAUAAUAACCUGUGAUAACGUGUUUAGUUUCGUCCCGGACGUCUAAGAUUUAUUUUAGCCCGGUUGAUAUGUGGUAGGGAGGGACCCGUGCACAGCCAGUUCGUCUGAGACUUGUUCUCAGCCCUGUUGAGAGUGCUUGUUUGUACACAGCCCGUAAGUCUGAAGUGGCUUUCAGCCCAGGAGAGUGUUUUGUCUGUCUAGAUAGGUGGAUGACUGAGGUUAAACUCAGCCAGGAGGAGUGAUUUUUGUUGGACAUAUGGUCCGUUCCAUGAGACCCUGACUGUCGAUUUGAGAACUAAUUAGAACUGACUAAAUUGUGGAAAUAUAAUUUUGCAGCCGCCGUGCUGUUGGUAUUGUCUUGGGGUAUUUUACGCAGUUUAUCAAAUUACAAUUUUAAAACUUUGUCUACGAGGGUGGGGCACCAGAGAUAAGACUGUGCCAACACCGUGAAUACAUCGCUGGUUUUGACCAACGACGGGCUAAGUAUACAAAAAUAAAGGGACAUUUAUACAAAAUAAUAACAUGGCAGCCACUCCACCAACCAAACUUAAAUUUAGUGAAUAUUUGGAACAAAAAAUACAGGAUAGAGCUGGAGGAGAGGAACAAUAUAAAGCAAUAAGAAAAGUGUGGGAGGAAGUGAAGUUGAGAUGGACACAGGCGGGCUAUUUUAGCGGGGGAGCUCCCACUAAAGGCCAGCUGAUGGUGAUGGAGGAAGGUUUGAAGGAGGCAGUUCAGAAAGGAAUAGAAGGUGAGAUAGAAGGUAACAGAAAGCAUAUGUUUAAGAAAAAAGGGACUAAGAACAGAGAAAAGGCAGAAGCAGAACUGAGAAUAGGGGUUUGGGCAAUAGAGGAAACCAGGAGGGCACUCCCAUAUAAAAAACCAGAUAUGAUGGGGAUUGUGACUUCCACAGCCGCCGACUCACAUACAGACAUAUCAAAGGGAGAAGAGGCUACUCAGCCGUCGACUCGACUAUACCCGGCACUGCCUACUGACCCACCACCAUACUCUCAAGGACCCACAUCCCCGACUACACGGCACGAACCGAGCCGAUGCGUGAAAUGGUCCGCACAUCAGGGGCAAGAAAUUUCCAUGCUCCUCUGGCCUGGACGCCAGAAGCAUCCGAGGCUUUUGCUCUUCUGAAAACUGAUCUCUCUGUGGCCGCAGCUCUCACUGCCCCGGACUACCAGUCAAAAUUCCAUCUGGAUGUUUCUGAAAAGGAAGGUUUUACAUCGUCCGUCCUGUUUCAGAAACAAGAGGGGGAGAGGAGAGUGCUGAUGUACCAUUCCUCCAAACUGGACCACAUCGAAUUGGGACAAACAACAUGCUCCAGGUAUGUGGCAGCGGUGGCUAAAGCCAUUGAGAAGACAGCCCACCUGGUAAUGUGUCACCCUUUGGAAAUCCACACCCAUCAUGGAGUGGCAUCUUACCUCAUGAGCAAAGAAUUCACGUUCAGCUCUGAAAGAAAAAACAAGAUACAGAAUAAGUGCACACAGUCACACAUCACGUUUGUUAACACUGACAAAAACAUGGCAGACGCGCUAAAUGCAGAGGAAGGUUUACCUCACUCAUGCACCGAAAGAGCAGCGCAAGAACUAAAGCUGAGACCUGACCUGGAAAACAUGCCACAUCAAAACCCUGAUUUGUGGUUGUACACAGACGGAUGCUGCUACAGAGGAGAAGAAGGUAACAUAGCAGCCUACGCUGUGGUGCAACAAUUAUCAGAUGGCUCACACAUAACACUGGAAGCAGCCAUCAUUCCACAACCGGCAUCCGCACAACUUGCCGAGAUCAUAGGCCUAACACAAGCAUUGAAAAAAGCAGAAGGAAAAACGGUGAACAUUUAUACCGAUUCCGCCUAUGCACACGGAGCCGUCCACAUAGACGGACCACAAUGGGUGAGAAGGAACUUUACUACCACAGGAAACCUCCCCAUUAAACACAAGACACAAAUGGAGAAACUGAUUUCGUCCGUCUCCCUGCCUGAAAAGGUAGCUAUAAUGAAAUGCAAGGGACAUCAACGAUCAAACAACAGAAUCAGCGAAGGGAAUGAUGCUGCCGAUAAAGCGGCGAAGAAAGCUGGAGGCUACACACCCAGACAGAUGGUGAUGCGGCCAGAAACAUCACAGACCGAACUGACCCCACGAGACAUCAAGGAGAUGCAGCUUGGGGCAGGACCAUACGAACACUCAGUAUGGGCACAGAAGGGGGCGACCAAAGGACCUGAUGAACUGUGGAGAUGCCAUGAUGGCAGACUGGUAGCCCCCGCAAACCUGUGUCCUGAACUCAUACGCGAGGCUCAUGGGCCUACACAUGAGGGAAAACUGAAAACAUUUCAGAAGGUGUCAUACGUCUGGUGGCAUCCUCAUAUGAAGGACAUGACAGACUUACACUGCGAUGAGUGCGACAUAUGUGGGAGUCACAAUAAAAAAAAAAACUAUCAAACGCCCAUUUGUUCUUACCCUGUCCCUAAUGCAUGCUUCCAGGACAUUAGCAUAGAUUACACAGACAUGGGGUCAGACAACGUAGUGGGGGGGAAACGGUACCUACUGGUAAUGGUGGACCGUUUCUCCAGGUGGGUAGAGGCAAUACCAACAGCAAAGGAAGACGCAAAGUCAGUCAUAAAAUGGCUACAGACGGAGCUCAUACCUAGGUAUGGGGUUCCAAGACAAAUUCGAUCCGACAAUGGGUCCCAUUUCAGUAACAAACACCUGAGACAGGUGGAGGAGAGAUUCGGGAUUGAACACAAAUUUGGGUCAGUGUACAGGCCCCAGUCACAGGGUCUUGUGGAGCGCGCUAACCAAACCCUGAAAGCUAAAAUAGCUAAGGUAUGUGCUGGUUCAAAGUUGACUUGGGUUGAGGCCCUGCCCCUGGCGUUGAUGGCUAUGAGAGCCUCUCCAGGAGCAGGGACCCAUCUCUCUCCCCAUGAGAUAAUGACUGGCAGAGUCAUGCCUGGUCCACCAAGGGAGGGAGGUCAUAUGCCCGCCCUUGAUGUACAACAAAUUGCAAUGUCUGACUAUGUGAGAAAACUGACAGAACUUUCUGCAGCUCUCUCCACACAGAUCCGCAAGGUCCAAGAGGGGGAGCUGUCGGGAGACUCGCCAACACUGAAGGUAAAAGUUGGGGACUGGGUGAGGGUCCGAGUCCACAAGAGAAAGUGGCUGGAACCCAGGUGGACUGGACCGUACGAAGUGAAGGAAGUUACUUCACACUCAGUCCAGGUCAAAGGUAAAUCAGGCGCACCUUGGCACCACCUAACACAUUGCACGCCAGCCCCAACUCCUUCCAGAACAUUGACUGAAACCAGGGCCGACUUACGCGCCCUUGAUUCGACCCCAACCACUGACUCCUUGGACGAGGAAAAUGGUGCCACCGCCCCCUUUUCCUCGCCCUAAGGCUCCUCAAGGAAGGGAUCUCCCUCCCUGGGUGAGACUGGGGAUAUCUGCCCCACUGUUUCUCUUCUUUAUAAUUCUGAUUGGGGUACUGUUUGGCACGCUCACAUGGGGAGUACAACAACUCACGCACAGGAACACACCCAACAAUACACUGUCUUACACUCAGAUAACCACUGGUAACAGUACACAGCCGCACUCGACCCAUAGGAUCCAUACUCGCUCCACGCCCUCAAAUGACCAAGAAUGCACCCCUGGUCAGGUUAGGAGCACCACACUAUGCAUACCUAGUAACAUUUCCACUUCUGCGCUUAUUUUAUGGGAUACCCUGGGAGGGUCACACCUCUCAGCUAAAAAAGGAACAUCAGCAGGAUCCUAUAGAGGAUGGGAUUGGUAUAUGACUGUAGGGGCCCAGCAUGGUGACUGGACCUGGGAUAAUCUAGUGGCUGAGACCGGAUAUGACUGGUCCAGUUACACCUCAACCGGGUUAGGUACUCAGUGGCGGCCUCGUUUGACUCUCGCCACUGAGCAUACAGGAUUGAAAGUUGGCAUCCGUCCAGUGUCUUCCACGGGCUGUCAAGACUUUAGAUUGGCUCCUUAUGUAAGUUGCACCGCCACACCUGUAUAUUGGAAAAUUCAGGUAUGUGUGGUUACUAAUUCUACGGUACAUUCAAUUACUGUAGGGAUAAACCUCACUAGCCCAAUUUUUGAUUCCGUUACCAUCCUUACAGCUCCUUCUACACCUGAUGGGGAGAUCCUUACGGCCACUGGCAUCUCCGGUUUCGGUAAUAAUUGGCUGCUGCUGGCUGAGGAAGCCGGUAAAACAAGCUGUGUGGUAUGUAUGGGGCCACGGCCACUCCUUCGUAUUGUGCCGGUGGUUAUCCCUGCGGCGUGUGUACUUCCGGUAAUGAAGCAUGAUAACCCACAUCCAAACUGCUCUAGUUGGGAUAAAGUCUUCCCAUUAGUAAAGGCAUCUAGACGAGAGCCCCUUGUUUUCUUCAACGGUUGCAAAAGCCGAAUUUAUGUGUGUAAAUAUGUCCCGAGGCCCACCUGAUUUCGGUGGGGUGCCCUUAGCUUGGUGUAAUCUUACUUAUAAUCCUAACAUGGCUUUUAAACAUGUUUCCAGGGCGGACGUGUGGUGGUGGUGCGGCGGAACCCACCUGUACGAUGGGUUUCCCGGAAACGCCACCGGACUUUGUGCCCUUGUUUCUCUUCUUCUCCCCAUUUCAAUUUACCCUGUUGAACUUCAGGACCUGUUGACCAGCAUGGAGAACGAGGGGGGCCAAUCCCGAGCUAAACGUUCCCUCGGCAGCUCCUCGGGGGACCCCACCUAUAUUGACGCCAUAGGUGUCCCUUGUUGGGUUCCAGAUGAAUACAAGUUAGUAGAUCAAGUGGCUGCCGGCUUCGAAUCCUCUAUAUGCUGGUGGUGCACCAUUAACAAAAAUAUCGAUCGAAUUAACUAUAUCCAUUAUAAUGUCCAGAAAUUGGGUAAUCUUACUCAACAGGGUUUCGAGGCAAUACAUAGUCAGUUGUCUGCAACUUCCCUUAUGGCUUACCAGAACCGCAUAGCUGUUGACAUGUUGUUGGCUGAAAAGGGUAGUGUUUGCUCAAUCUUUGGGGAACAAUGUUGCACUUUCAUUCCCAACAACACGGCGCCGGAUGGAAGCUUCUCCCUUGCCGUUGAGGGCCUUCAGACCCUUAACGGUAAAAUGAAGCGGCACUCUGGGGUUGAUACCUCUAUGUGGGACUCCUGGAUGGAUGCCUUUGGUAAAUAUAAAACUCUGGUGUCUUCCAUCCUGGUUUCUAUUUCUGUCUUUGUUGCUAUCCUAGUGCUAUGCGGUUGCUGUUGUAUUCCUUGUGCACGCACGUUGGCCAAUAGAUUAAUUACUACUGCGAUCUCCCCUAACCCUGCGGAUGCGGCCCAAAUGUACCCACUGCUUGACGCUGCUGAUAUAGAUCCAGUCUGGAUCCAAGACGAUCCUCCGUAAUUGUGAAGAGGGGGACUCACAAAAUUUGCCAGCUGCAAAUUUCGGUUUCUAUGGUUCACGUCUUUUAGACGUGAAGAGGGGGAUUUGUAAUAAAUAUAUUUGAUAAGCUGGUCUAUUGCGCAACACUUAUCUGCUGAUACAAAAGACACAUUCUGUGUUGAACUGAUACUAGCUAUACACGCACACCCAGAAACAGAUUGGCCGAAUUAGACCUUACACAGCACUGAUAAAACAGGAAAUGCCCUGAUCACAGGGGCCAUGUCCAGUCUCGCAAUAACAUCUUGUGACUACAGAGAUACACAGACAAUGACUCAGCACAAAAUACACACGUACGCACACACACAAACCCAUCCCAGAGGGCUGGGUCAGCGAAACAAAGAACACACUCAUGGACCAAUGGGGAGUCGACACCGACCCGAGACCAGAUCGUCACUCCACUCAUCGACCAGUCAGGAGGACGAAUCUACAAAACUCAACAUACGUCAUUACAUUACAAUCAUGUUGUAUAAAACAGAUGCACAUUAUGUUUCGGGGCUCUUCCGCUAGUUCCCUAAGAGCUAAACGAACGAGUCCGUGCACGUUUUGCCAAAUAUCUUUGUCUCUUAAUAAAGCUGCCUUACUAUAAUUGAA